Molecule: messenger RNA, 309 nt
Organism: Thlaspi arvense
Lineage: Eukaryota; Viridiplantae; Streptophyta; Magnoliopsida; Brassicales; Brassicaceae
Source: the annotation of a GenBank genome assembly
AUGAAUCGAAGAGCGAAGAGGUCAUCAUCAUCAACAUCAACAGCGAUUCCGGCUUUAGUUGAAACAGCUGUUUCUGUAGCGAUUGCAGCCACGGUUGUUGGUACUGCAGCCACUCUUCUUGUUCGGAGAAGUACCAAAGCCUCUGAAGAAGCCGAGGUUUCUAUGAAAGAAUGUGAAGUUUGUGGCGGUUCGGGGAUCUGUUCUGAGUGCAAAGGUGAAGGCUUUGUCUUGAAGAAACUAUCAGAUGAAAACGCUGAGAAAGCAAGACUCACCGCAAAGAACAUGGCCACACGAUAUACAGCCGGGUAA